This is a messenger RNA of Galeopterus variegatus (Sunda flying lemur), 1721 nucleotides long. It is a transcript of the gene PACSIN1, whose product is annotated as protein kinase C and casein kinase substrate in neurons 1. Gene Ontology annotation, cellular component: endosome; plasma membrane; cytoplasm. Lineage: Eukaryota; Metazoa; Chordata; Mammalia; Dermoptera; Cynocephalidae. Gene Ontology annotation, molecular function: protein binding; phospholipid binding. The record is from RefSeq and is a predicted model, not a curated record. Gene Ontology annotation, biological process: positive regulation of dendrite development; neuron projection morphogenesis; plasma membrane tubulation. The transcript is spliced from 10 exons. The coding region runs from base 121 to 1455 and encodes 444 amino acids.
CCCAGCGGCGGCAGCAAGCUGCCGCCUGCCCCCGGCUUGGUGCCCACGAGGGCCCAGUACCUGAGCAGCCCAGCCUGCUAACCACAGCUCCACACCUGUCUGUCCCCCAACGACCACACCAUGUCCGGCUCCUACGACGAGGCCUCACUGGCUCCAGAGGAGACCACCGACAGCUUCUGGGAGGUGGGGAACUACAAGCGCACGGUGAAGCGCAUCGAUGACGGCCACCGCCUGUGCAACGACCUGAUGAACUGCGUGCAGGAGCGCGCCAAGAUCGAGAAGGCGUAUGCGCAGCAGCUCACCGACUGGGCCAAGCGCUGGCGCCAGCUCAUCGAGAAAGGCCCACAGUAUGGCAGCCUGGAACGGGCCUGGGGUGCCAUCAUGACGGAGGCAGACAAGGUGAGCGAACUGCACCAGGAGGUGAAGAACAACCUGCUGAAUGAGGACCUGGAGAAGGUCAAGAACUGGCAGAAGGACGCCUAUCACAAGCAGAUCAUGGGUGGCUUCAAGGAGACCAAGGAGGCUGAAGAUGGCUUCCGCAAGGCCCAGAAGCCCUGGGCCAAGAAGAUGAAGGAGCUGGAGGCAGCCAAGAAGGCCUACCAUUUGGCCUGCAAAGAGGAGAAGCUGGCCAUGACACGGGAGAUGAACAGUAAGACGGAGCAGUCGGUCACACCCGAGCAGCAGAAGAAGCUGCAGGACAAAGUGGACAAGUGCAAGCAGGAUGUGCAGAAGACACAGGAGAAGUACGAGAAGGUGCUGGAAGAUGUGGGCAAGACCACACCCCAGUACAUGGAGAGCAUGGAGCAGGUCUUUGAACAGUGCCAGCAAUUUGAGGAAAAGCGGCUGGUCUUCCUCAAGGAGGUGCUGCUGGACAUCAAACGUCACCUCAACCUUGCUGAGAAUAGCAGCUACAUCCAUGUGUACCGUGAGCUGGAGCAGGCCAUCCGGGGGGCCGAUGCCCAGGAUGACCUCAGAUGGUUCCGCAGCACCAGUGGCCCUGGCAUGCCCAUGAACUGGCCCCAGUUUGAGGAAUGGAACCCAGACCUCCCUCACACCACUGCCAAGAAGGAGAAACAGCCCAAGAAAGCAGAGGGUGUGACAUUGACUAAUGCCACUGGGGCAGUAGAGUCUACAUCCCAGGCUGGGGACCGUGGCAGCGUUAGCAGCUACGACAGAGGCCAGCCCUAUGCCACUGAGUGGUCCGACGACGAAAGCGGGAACCCCUUCGGGGGCAGUGAGACCAACGGGGGUGCCAACCCCUUCGAGGAUGAUGCCAAGGGAGUGCGCGUGCGGGCGCUCUACGACUACGAUGGCCAAGAGCAGGACGAGCUCAGCUUCAAGGCCGGAGACGAGCUCACCAAGCUGGGCGAGGAGGAUGAGCAGGGCUGGUGCCGCGGGCGGCUGGACAGCGGGCAGCUGGGCCUCUAUCCCGCCAACUACGUGGAGGCCAUCUAGCUGCCGGGCUGCCUCCACGUCCCCUCACUCUGCCCAGCCCCUCCCCUUCCGUCCCACUCUCCUCUCCUUCCCGUCGCCAUAGAGUUCCAGACAUAUUUUCCGAUCAAGCUUUUAUUUUUUUAAAAGUCAAAACAGAACAAAACAGAAAAUACAAAGAGACAGAGCAUUUGCAGGGCCACCUGGAGGCCAGGGUGGUGGGGCUUGAGGUGAUGGCCCUAGGGUAGGUGAAGGUCUUAGGACUUAGCCCAACAUCACAACACCCGCUC